Molecule: messenger RNA, 2162 nt
Organism: Chironomus riparius
Lineage: Eukaryota; Metazoa; Arthropoda; Insecta; Diptera; Chironomidae
Source: the annotation of a GenBank genome assembly
UAUAAACAAAAAAGGCAACAUUCGUUUGUUUAGUCAGCAAAAUAUAAGUAAUUGAAUAAGCAUCAGUAAAAUGUGCCUUAUAAAUGCCAAAAAACACCAGUUGAAUGCUUUUAAUAAUUCAUGUAAUUAAAAUAUUUCUUCAUAUAAAGUUUAUGUGCAAGAAAAGUUUUAAAAAAGAUUCUUUAAUUCGGUAAUGGUUGAAGCUACGGAAAUGAGAGUUUUGAGAGAAGAAAGAACAACAAAAUUUUUUAACGCGGUUAAGGAUGUUGUAUUAAAUGAACAAGUUGAUUUUCGUGUUACAAAAUUGGAUAUUGUAUCGAAUGUUGUAUCGAUAUUAUUUCGAUUAUUUACAGUAUUAUUCAAUGCCUAUCUCGCACACGAGUACUAUGCAAAAGGCGAAAUAUUAUUUUUUAAACUGACAAUGUGCUUCAUACUGAUUCCUGCCUUUAUUUCUAUUGCCUUGUCAAUUACACUACAUUAUGAGGACUCGAAAUUGGAAGACAACAAGCGAAAGAAAGGAUAUUGUAGUCUUAUCUUUUUCGUCGUAAUUUUUCCUUACACUUUACGUUUCAUGCAAUCCCUUAUUUAUCAAAUCAAAUGUUUACGAGCACAACGUAACAAAGACGAGGAGAGACAAAGACUAUACUAUAAACUUAUGGUAAUGGAAGAGAGCGAUGUUGCACUUAUCAGAAUAAUAGAAAUGUUUUUAGAUUCGUGUCCUCAUAAAAUUAUUCACAUGACAGCAAUUGUAAAUUCAGGAUUUAAUCCGACAUUUGCACAAAUUCUAUCACUGUCCAGUGCAUUUAGCGGUUUUGCAUGGAGUAUGGCUGCAUAUCAACGAUGCAUAAGACUGGCGCAACCUGACAAGAGACAAUUGAGUUUUGCAGGCAUUUGCUGCCAAUGUGUUUGGCAUUUCCUUGUAACAUUUGCUCGUGUUCUUUCAAUCGUUCUUCUAACAUCAGUAUUUCCAUAUUAUUCUCUGAUUGGCGUUGCCAGUCAUGCAUUUCUAAUGACCCUAUGGGUUUUUCUACUCGAUCGAUCAAAGUUUUGCUCAUAUACGAGCGUUCAUAGCUUUGCAUUCUCAAUGAUAUUUGGUGCUGUUUUUAUUUUUACUUACAUAUUAAUGAAAGAAACAAAAAAUACAUUUUCACGAUAUGUCUUUUUCUAUUGUCUCACUGGAAUCAAAAAUUUGAUUGCCAUUAUAAUUUUCUUCAUGUAUACAACAAUUUCAAUUGAGUUUGCUUACACUCUUAGUAUUGUUCCAAUUUUAUCAUUCACAUGCGGUAUUGGUGCCAUGAUUUUUUAUUAUAAAUAUUUACAUCCAAAUAUUUUGAGUCGGAGGGAUCUCGUAACUGAACUUUGAUAAGGGUUUUAAAGUAAACGAUUAUUAUCAGGAAUUUAUGGUAAUUGGAAAAUUUUAAGACAAUUACAAUAAUUUUACAAAACGUUUAGAUUUUAGAAAUGUUUGUCGUACAUUUAUACAGUUACAAAACAUUAACAGUUGUUCGCCACUUAAAUAAAGUUGGCACUAACGCCACUUAAAAGUGUCAAUUGAAAAUUUACAGAGAAUUUUAGACUUUAAUUAACCAGAAAUAAUUUGUAAAGUGGAAAUCAAUUUGAUAUUAUCUUUGAAAAUGUUUUAUUUUUCAAGUAGAGAUCUUUGCAAGUGAUAAUUAAUAAUGAUGAGGUCACUUAAUUAGGAAGAUUCUAUGGAUCUGUAGUAUCUCCAGAAAAAAAGUUCACUAUUUUAAAAAAUUACUGAUAUUGUUGAAGCUGAAUAAUUUUGAUUAUCGAGUUGUGACUUAAAAAACUCAAUUCCUUUAAAUUAAUAAGAAUAAAUUUUCCCAAUGAAAAUCCAGUAUAAAAAGUGAAAUUAAAAUAUAUUCUUUAACAAUAAUUAGUUUACCCACAAAUACGAUGGAUGAAAAAAAUAAGCUCAAGUUAUUGUCCCCAAGUGAUUGACAAAAAGUUUAUGAGACUUACGGUCGUAAUUGUUGAGGCUACUUUUCAUAAUCAAAUUAUAAAGUUUGAUUCAUGACCAAUGUGUCUCAUAAAACACAACUUAAUUAGAUUUUAUACUAAGUAAAUUGUCGAGACUGUCCAGUGAAUAAAAUAUUUUGUAUUAUCUGAAAAGUAGAAAAUCAAACAAAAAAUAAAAAAAG